AUGAUUCUUUCAUUUGGCCUUAGCCUCGCAGUGCUGUCAACACUUGGCGCAGCCCAAUUCACAGUUGACCCUCCUACCAAUGCGGCUCCGGACACCAUCAAAGACUGCACGUACUGGCAAGUUGCCACUGCAAACGACACUUGCAGUAGCAUAAGCGAAUCUUGGGGUCUCACAUUGGAGCAGUUCUACACCUACAACCCAAGCCUAGCCGACGGAUGUGUGCUUGUCGUGGGCGACUCAUACUGCAUUGAACAGAACUGGGGCAUACCUCCACCGAGUCCUACUCCCACUAGCAGUUCUGUGAUUAGCACCACUCAAAAGCCUACUCCAACACCUACCACGAUCCUCGAAGCCUGUGAGGCCGAGGCCGGCGGCUACGCAGACAGCUGCCCCCGCUGCCUGUCCCACUGCGAGGGCAGUUCGGACUUGGGAAUGUGCUUCUACAGUGUCUAUUCGACAGUCAACUAUUAUGACAGCCAGUGCUGGCAACAUGGAGGUAACGAUUGUGCAAACAAGGCAUUAGACAUUGUUUGCCCCAAAAGCACGUAA
Neoarthrinium moseri is the source of this 549-nucleotide messenger RNA. RefSeq lists its product as uncharacterized. Lineage: Eukaryota; Fungi; Ascomycota; Sordariomycetes; Amphisphaeriales; Apiosporaceae. The record is from RefSeq and is a predicted model, not a curated record. The coding region runs from base 1 to 549 and encodes 182 amino acids. The transcript is spliced from 2 exons.